AUGAAGAGAUGGGGAGGAAUCAAGUCUGAUGCCUGUUGGGCUUUAGCCGAGCGCGAAAUGCGCAUAGUCAGCCUAGUGAAUGUGCAGGAGGCGCCAAUUUUUGACCGUCCCACACUAAGGCCUUCUGGGAGAUCAUAUAGUGCUCCCAGCUCCCAGAAGCUGGCGGUUGUUGCAAAUUCGCAUGGUCAACCCGCUGAACGCACAGGCGGCAUCGUUCUUGUUUUUGUGCCAUCUUGCCAGCCCCUAGGGGAUCAUUUGAUCUUCUCAUCUCCGAGAGGCUGGCUGCUGUUGCUGAAAUUGGUUAUCCAUGCAGGUGGCAUCCAAGCAGUCGUUAAUCUGCUCUCAAAGCCUUUGCGCAGUCCACUCAUGGCCGACUCUGAGGUACGGCUCUCGCUGUAUUUUGUUCUUAUGCCAUGA
Messenger RNA from Penicillium samsonianum, 417 nucleotides. RefSeq lists its product as uncharacterized. NCBI's taxonomy places the organism in Eukaryota, Fungi, Ascomycota, Eurotiomycetes, Eurotiales, Aspergillaceae. The record is from RefSeq and is a predicted model, not a curated record. The coding region runs from base 1 to 417 and encodes 138 amino acids. The transcript is spliced from 4 exons.